This is a messenger RNA of Bactrocera tryoni, 1170 nucleotides long. RefSeq names its product autophagy protein 5 (gene Atg5). Bases 1 to 813 code for a protein of 270 amino acids. The record is from RefSeq and is a predicted model, not a curated record. The transcript has 6 exons. Gene Ontology annotation, biological process: C-terminal protein lipidation; autophagy of mitochondrion; autophagosome assembly. Lineage: Eukaryota; Metazoa; Arthropoda; Insecta; Diptera; Tephritidae. Gene Ontology annotation, cellular component: cytoplasm; phagophore assembly site membrane; Atg12-Atg5-Atg16 complex.
AUGGCUCAUGAUCGGGAGAUUUUAAGAAUGAUCUGGGAGGGUCAAAUUGCUAUUUGCUUUCAAGCUGACUCGGAAGAAAUCGUCGGUUUACAACAGCCUGAAAACUUUUACUUGAUGGUCUCCCGUUUAAGUUAUUUACCUCUAGUAACUGAUAAGGUUAAAAAAUAUUUUAGUCGUUAUAUAUCACACGAACAACAGGACGGAAACGUAUGGUUUGAUUACAAUGGAAUCCCUUUAAAACUACAUUAUCCAAUUGGGGUUUUAUACGAUCUAUUAUAUCCUGAAGAAGAUAGUGUGCCGUGGUAUCUUACAAUACAUUUUUCUAAAUUCCCAGAAGACGUCUUAGUGAAGCUUUCAACUAGAGACCUCUUGGAAUCACAUUUUAUGUCAUGUUUAAAGGAAGCUGAUGUUCUGAAGCAUAGAGGACAAAUAAUAUCUUCGAUGCAAAAGAAGGAUCAUAACCAACUCUGGCAAGGAUUAAGCAAUGAUAAAUUUGAUCAGUUUUGGGCGAUUAAUAGGCGUUUGAUGGAGGCUAAUGGAGAUCAAGAAACAUUUAAAUACAUUCCAGUUCGAUUUUAUGCUGAUGAAGAUACCUAUAUACAAAAGUUGAUAACACCCAUAAACAAAAACGGGCAAAAGAAAACUGUUGGUGAACUGAUGAUUGAGAUGUCGACACCACUUAAAAAAGUUGUUGAAGUUCGGACCCAAGGUAUCAGCAUACACGAUGGAGCAAAUUUACAAUGGUUAUCCGAACAUUUAAGUUACCCGGAUAAUUUUCUACACUUAUUUUUAGUUUAUGAAUCUAAUAUUUAAUUGUUAAUUAUACUUUAAGAGUAUAGAUUAAGCAGUCAUUAAAUUUUGAGCUGAUUUUGCCGCAAAAGAAAAUUCUUGCUAUUUAUGACCAAAAAGUAGGAGAAAAGUGAAGAUAUGUGUAUGGGAACUUAUAAUGGACCACAGCAUUUUUUAUGAUUUUUGUAUUUGAAUCGGUUUCUCUAAGUUUUCUCUUGCUGUUUCCAAGUUUGCAAAUAAAUUUCAUCUCUCAUUUGGUACAAAAAUACGCGAAGUGUUUUCUGUUCAGGUUGAAUAAAUUAUUUCAUAACCCGAAUCAUGGUUAAGGCUUGUCUGAAGGCUGAAAGUUAUGGAUAAAUAAAGAGUAAAACAAAAACCAAA